AUGAGAUGCGCACGCAUCGCCGUAGACGCCGUUCGAGAAGGAGUUUUGAAGACAUUUUCGAUAAAAUUUAAGGUUUUACUUGAUCUUAUAAGGUAAGUUCAUUGAUUUUUAUUGCUGUUGGUUCUUGUCGAAACGGUGGUCGACGUGAUUUACCACAUUUUAUGGAGUUUAAGCACUUCAAAUUGGAUAAAUUUAUUGGCUUGUGACGUGUCACACUGCCUCCUGGUCUGCACAGAACGUGUUUUGUGCUUAUAAAUUCGCUGGUGUACGAUUACAGGACGUGUCCUGUCUUACUUGAGCAUAAGACGUGUCUUUGCUCUUUAUAUUUAUUAUAUAAUAAUCGUUCCUGACCAUAUUGUUUAGGUGAUGGAAAAUAGUAAAAAUACAAGUGUGCCAGUCAGGGAAUCCGGGGCGAUUAUCCCUUCGACUUCGGCCUCCCAGUUGAAAUCUAUGUUUAAAGAGUUACUUGAUGAAACUAAGAAGGAUAUUUUAUCACAAGUUACUGUCGUUCCAAUUGAAGUGUUGCUAAAAUAUUGAUUCAAUACAUUACCUCGGGCUGACCAAUUCAUUUGAUCAAGUUCCUCGAGAUAUUCAUACACUUCCUGUGAAAAUUGACCAAUCACAAUUCUUAUUUGAUUUAAAUAAAAAUCAACUGACCAAUGAGGGGCUUACAUUUAGAUAAACAACAUUUUUCAAAUUUAGAUAACGUCGAAAUUUGAAAAGUACAUUAUGUAUAUUACAAGUACCUGAAUAAGUAAAAUAUAUUGUGAUCUACACAAGAAUAUCGUAUCGUAAUAUGAUCCGUCACAACAAUUUAGGAGGAACUUACGUUCGGGGAAAAUCUACUCCAAGUAUUAUCAGAUCAUGUAUUGUUUUGUUAUUUUAUGAUGGCAAGAGCAUGAAAGAUAUAAGCGAUGAUGUCAAGCUGAGCGUUGAAGGCGUGAGAAAAAGAUUGAAUUCAUAUUUCGAAACCCAAUUCGAUAUCUGCAAAAUUGCCUCCUGGAAAAGAUCAUUCGGUGAUAACAGACAAUGUUUUGGAACACAUUGAAUGGUACAAAACACAAAAACCAAGUAUAUAUGCGAGGGAAAUAAGAGAUCGCCUGAUUAGAGAGGGAGUUUCUGAUGAAAACCAUGCACCUUCUAACAGUGCAAUUGCUUAUUCGAUAAGAUGGGAGCUAAAUCUAACAAGAAAGCGUUUGGAAGUUAUACCUGUGGAGUCCCUAACACCAGCUGCGAUAGAGAAACAAAACCGAUAUUUUGAAGAGAUUUCGGAAUUUCCUGCACGACACAUACAUUUCAUGGACGAAGCAAGUGUCAUUCGUACGUCUGGAAAUCGGACUUAUGGACAUGCUUAUAUUGGGAAGCCUGCUGUCGAGGUGUGCCGGUAUAGUUCUGACGCUACUUUUACAAUCAAUUUGUUAUGUGGUUUUUUUGGCAUAGAUUACUGUGAUGUUUUGGAAGGUCCGUCCAAUGGUUUAGAACUACUUCAGUUUUUUUCAGAUGCUCUUGAGCAAAGGUACCCAAACGGAAACCCGAUAUUAUCCGCAGGUGAUGCUGUAGUAAUGGACAAUUGCGGCUUUCAUCACGCUCGCCACAUUGAGCCAGUUUUGCGUGAAAUGCUUUUACGACAAGGUGUGACCUUGAUAUUUCAGCCGCCAUACUGUCCUGAACUUAACCCCUGUGAGUAUUGCUUUGCUCAUAUGAGAAAAUCCUUCCGAAAUAAUGAGCGGUUUACUGCUUCUUAUACAGAGUUAGCGAUUGUAAACGCUAUGGAAUUUAUAACAGCGGGUUUUUGCCGAGGAUUUUUCGAAAAAUGUGGUUACGUGUAA
Paramuricea clavata is the source of this 1829-nucleotide messenger RNA. The record is from the annotation of a GenBank genome assembly. NCBI's taxonomy places the organism in Eukaryota, Metazoa, Cnidaria, Anthozoa, Malacalcyonacea, Plexauridae.